Messenger RNA from Dendroctonus ponderosae (mountain pine beetle), 3559 nucleotides. It is a transcript of the gene Spt5, whose product is annotated as transcription elongation factor SPT5. The transcript is spliced from 22 exons. The coding region runs from base 238 to 3480 and encodes 1080 amino acids. Gene Ontology annotation, cellular component: DSIF complex. Lineage: Eukaryota; Metazoa; Arthropoda; Insecta; Coleoptera; Curculionidae. The record is from RefSeq and is a predicted model, not a curated record. Gene Ontology annotation, biological process: regulation of transcription by RNA polymerase II; regulation of DNA-templated transcription elongation; transcription elongation by RNA polymerase II. Gene Ontology annotation, molecular function: protein binding; mRNA binding.
ACUUUCAAUGUCGUACUUGUCUUUAUCUAUGGCGGCUAUUGCUGGCAAUAGUUUGUGGUUAUUUGAGACGUUUCAGAAUUGAAAUUCAGUCCACACAAUUGACAACAAUUGAACAAAUAUUAAACAUUAGUGAUCAACGUGUUAAUAUGGUGAAUUCGUUUAAGAGUUAAGCAAAUUGACCCAUAUUUUGCAGUCCGAAACCAUAUAUUUUCGAGCAAAUUCACAGGUAUCUUGAUCAUGUCGGACUCGGAAGCUAGUAAUUUCUCAGACAACGAGCGUGGGUCUGAAGCUGCUUCUGUAAGAUCACGCAGCUCCAGGGGCAGCGUUAGAUCACGACGAAGCAAAUCUGCCUCUCCAUCGAGAUCGAGAUCACGAACUCCGUCUAGGUCUAGGAGUGGGAGUGCAAGAUCUCGAUCUAGAAGUGUGUCUAGAAGCAGAUCUAGAAGUAGAAGUGGGUCUAGGAGACGAUCGGGAUCAGAAGCGCAUGAAGUAUCUGACCCCGAAGACGUACAAGAGGAAGAAGAGCCGGAUGGACAGAGUCUUCGAGAUAGUGAAGAAUAUGAUUCCGAGGAAGACGAUAGCGACGAAGGUGGAAGGUCAAAAAAGCGCAAAAAGAAAGAUAGAUAUGGGGGAUUCAUUAUUGAUGAAGCUGAGGUUGAUGACGAGGUAGAAGAUGAAGAUGAAUGGGAAGAUGGAGCCCAGGAAAUCGGUAUUGUGUCUAACGAGCUAGAUGAGUUUGGUCCUACUGCUCGUGAAAUUGAAGGCAGAAGAAGGGGAACUAAUCUAUGGGAUGCUCAGAAGGAACACGAAAUUGAGGAAUAUUUACGAAAAAAAUAUGCUGAUGAUGGUGCCGCUGCCAAGCAUUUCGGAGAUGGUGGCGAGGAAAUGUCGGACGAAAUUACUCAACAGACAUUAUUACCGGGUGUAAAAGAUCCUAAUUUAUGGAUGGUUAAAUGUCGCAUUGGCGAAGAAAAAUCCACAUGCCUUCAUUUAAUGCGUAAAUUUCUGGCUUAUCAGAAUACUGGCGAACCAUUGCAAAUUAAAUCUGUUGUGUCGCCUGAAGGUCUCAAAGGAUACAUCUAUAUUGAAGCUUAUAAACAGCCCCACGUUAAGGCUGUAAUUGAUAAUGUUGGGAACUUGAGAGUAGGACAAUGGAAGCAGCAAAUGGUCCCCAUCAAAGAAAUGACAGAUGUAUUGCGCGUUGUGAAAGAACAAACAGGUCUGAAAUCCAAACAGUGGGUUCGACUUAAACGAGGUCUCUACAAGGAUGAUAUUGCCCAAGUGGAUUAUUUUGACAUGGCUCAGAAUCAGGUUCAUUUGAAGAUAUUACCUAGAAUCGAUUAUACGAGACUUCGUGGAGCUCUCAGAACGACUCAAUCGGAAUCUGAAGCUGAAAAAAGAAAAAGAAAGCGACGCCCACCCGCCAAGCCGUUCGAUCCUGAAGCAAUUAGAGCUAUUGGUGGAGAAGUUACAUCAGACGGUGAUUUUUUGAUCUUUGAAGGCAAUAGAUAUUCCAGAAAAGGGUUCCUUUACAAAAAUUUCACACUUAGUGCUGUGAUUGUGGAUGGCGUUAAACCUACUCUAGCAGAAUUGGAACGUUUUGAAGAACAACCAGAAGGAAUCGAUUUAGAAUUGCCUACCGAAAAGGAGGAUAAAGCAGUGACACAUUCAUUUAGUGCUGGAGACAAUGUGGAAGUGUGCGAAGGAGAAUUGAUCAAUUUGCAAGGAAAAAUUUUAAGCAUCGACGGUUCUAUGAUUACUAUAAUGCCUAAACAUGCAGAUUUAAAGGAACCAUUGGUAUUCCAGGCGUCAGAAUUAAAAAAAUAUUUCAAAAUGGGGGACCACGUCAAAGUUUUAGCAGGACGAUAUGAAGGAGAUACCGGACUAGUUGUGCGUGUCGAAAUCAACAGAGUCGUAUUAAUUUCCGAUCUUACAAUGCAUGAAAUGGAGAUUUUGCCCAAAGACUUGCAACUGUGCAGUGAUAUGGCCAGCGGCGUUGAUUCAUUGGGGAAAUUUGAAUGGGGUGAUUUGGUGACUCUGGAUGCGGAAACUGUCGGAGUUAUUGUCAGAUUGGAGCGUGAAAACUUUCACGUGUUAAAUAUGCAUGGUAAAGUGGUAGAAUGUAGACCUGGCUCGUUGCAAAAAAGAAAAUUGAACAAAUUUUUGGCAGCUCUCGAUUCUUAUCGGAAUAGUCUUCACAGACAUGACAUGGUCAAGGUUAUAGAUGGGCCCCAUUCUGGAUUUUCCGGAGAAAUCAAACAUCUUUAUCGAAAUUUCGCAUUUCUACAAUCGGUGGAAUUUCUUAAUAACGGCGGGAUAUUUGUGUGUAAAACCAAGCAUUUGCAAUUGGCCGGCGGAAGCAAAAUCGUACCAAACGCCGAUAUUGGAACUGGAAUGGAGUUUAUGUCUCCUAGAAGAAGCUCGCCUAUGCAUCCUUCAAGCGGCGUCGGAACUAUGCCAGGUGUUGGAGGCGGUUUUCGAGGGGCAAGGCGUGGUAGAGGACGAGGAUCUCGUGAUAGAGAUAUGAUUGGUACUACGAUUAAAAUUACAAAAGGGCCUUAUAAAGGCAACAUUGGAAUUGUUAAAGACGUGACUCAAAGUACGGCUAGGAUUGAAUUACACACAUCAUGUCAGACCAUCUCAGUGGAUCACAACAACAUCGCUGAUGUUGGUACUCCGUCUAAAGAUGGCUCGAUAUCGAGCUACGGCCGCACCCCCGCGUAUUCCGGAAGCCAAACACCGUUAUAUCGAGACAUGGGCAAUAAAACACCCAUGGCAGAGUCAGGCUCAAGAACACCAUUACAUUAUGGGUCAAUGACCCCAAUUCAUGAUGGAUCCAGGACACCAAAUGCCAGCUCGGAAUGGGAUCCUAGUCUUCCAAAUACAUACCCAUCUCCUGCAUACAAUCCUAGUACUCCGGGAGGCAUAAACGCUCCAUUUACUCCGCAAACGCCGGGAGCGGUCUACGAUAAUUCAUAUAGUCCAUAUGGAUAUCAAAGUGCGAUUUCUACUCCUUCACCAGCUACAGGCUAUGGACAAUCUCCAGCAAGUAACAAUCCGUACAACACACCAAGUUCGGGUUAUAGUCCAACGAUGCCUUACAAUCCGCAGACUCCUGGAGCUGGACUAGAUGUUCUUCCCAUGACUGAUUGGCAUACUGUUGAUAUUGAGGUUCGCGUUCGUGAUAGUCACGAUGACAAAGAUUUGGUGGGACAGACGGUAGUUAUAAGAAGUAUUUCGGGAGCCAUGUGUUCCGUAUUUCUCCCAAUAGAGGAUCGUGUCGUGAACAUUUUGGCAGACCACUUAGAUCCCGUCCGUCCUCAAAGGGGUGACCAGUUUAAGGUUAUCAUAGGCGAGGAGCGAGAACAAACUGGUGAACUUCUCUCGAUAGACUCUCAUGAGGGAGUGGUAAAAAUCAAGAACGACAUCACCAUGUUACCCUUGCAAAACUUGUGCAGAAUGCGUAAAAGAGAUCACUAAAGUGAAGAUGAGAAUAUCUGAGCCAACAAAUUUCAACUGCAUGUAGAUUGUAUUAUAAAAAUAUAGGUGUGUAGGCUUG